CCUAAAUAUUCAUCAAUGGCCAUUGAAGCAUCGGUAAAUUCUCUGCAACAUUCGUCGUGCAUUUUGAGAUUCCGCCGGAAUCCGAUCGCAAACCGGAAAGCCUUUCUUGGUUUCGGGUUCGGUUUCAGACAUAAUGAGAUUCGAUGUGAGAACAUACGUUCCUCCUCGGAAAGCCAAGGGAGAAGAAGAGGUGAAGCGGUGGUGGUGGCGGCGAGGAAAAGAAAUCAAUCGCCGGUAAGAUGUGCGGCGGAGGGAACACUGUUCGGUGGAGAAGAGACGGAGGCGAUGACGGAGGAGGUGGGGACGAUGAUGAUGCCGGAGAGGAGAAAAGUAGUGAUAUUGACGGCUUGCAUGAUGUGUCUCUGUAACGCCGACCGAGUUGUUAUGUCCGUCGCGGUGGUUCCACUCGCCGAGAAGCUUGGCUGGUCGAGUUCUUUUCUAGGGGUAGUUCAGUCCUCUUUCCUAUGGGGUUACAUUUUUUCAUCGGUUAUCGGAGGGGCACUGGUGGAUCGUUAUGGAGGAAAACAGGUAUUGGCUUGGGGAGUUGCAUUGUGGUCCUUAGCCACUCUACUAACUCCUUGGGCAGCUGCACACUCAACCUUAGCCUUAUUGUGUGUUCGCGCCUUCUUUGGCCUCGCUGAAGGCGUUGCAUUGCCCUCCAUGACUACCCUUCUCUCUCGGUGGUUCCCAACAGAUGAACGCGCAAGUGCGGUUGGAAUAUCGAUGGCCGGGUUUCACAUGGGAAAUGUGGUGGGACUUUUGUUGACGCCGCUCAUGCUAUCAACUUCUAUAGGAAUCUCUGGUCCAUUCAUUCUUUUUGCAUCCUUAGGUCUAUUGUGGGUGUCCACUUGGUCAAGUGGCGUUACAAACAACCCUCAGGACAGUCCUUUCAUCACUAGGUCAGAGCUUAGGCUAAUCCAGGCUGGAAAACCAGUUCACCCGCCAGCCAAUAUUAUGGCAAAAUCUAAGCCAUCUUUGCGCCUUCUUUUGUCGAAAUUACCUACUUGGGCGAUCAUUUUCGCUAAUGUGACUAACAACUGGGGAUACUUUGUUCUUCUCUCAUGGAUGCCUGUUUACUUCCAGACGGUUUUUAAUGUGAAUUUGAAGCAAGCGGCUUGGUUCAGCGCUCUUCCAUGGGCGACAAUGGCGGUCUCCGGUUACUUCGCCGGCUCAGCAUCGGACUUCUUGAUCAGAACUGGUCACUCUGUAACCUCAGUCCGAAAGAUCAUGCAGUCUAUCGGAUUUAUGGGUCCGGGGUUGUCGCUGCUCUGCCUCAACUACGCAAAGACGCCUUCUUGUGCAGCGAUUUUCAUGACCAUUGCAUUGAGCUUGAGUUCCUUUAGCCAAGCUGGAUUUCUCCUCAAUAUGCAAGACAUCGCACCACAAUACGCUGGUUUUCUGCAUGGUAUUUCGAAUUGUGCGGGUACGUUAGCUGCGAUCGUAAGUACAAUAGGGACUGGCUAUUUCGUGCAGUGGCUCGGCUCGUUUCAAGCGUUCUUGACGGUUACGACGUUUCUUUACUUCGCAGCGACCGUGUUUUGGAUCCUCUUUGCCACCGGAGAACGAGUCUUUUAAUUCCAAAAGUACAAAAUGAUUAUUAUUAUUAUUAUUUUUGGUUAGAAAGUUAAAAUAGAAUAGAUACUUUUUUUU
Eutrema salsugineum is the source of this 1650-nucleotide messenger RNA. RefSeq names its product probable anion transporter 3, chloroplastic. The record is from RefSeq and is a predicted model, not a curated record. Bases 16 to 1575 code for a protein of 519 amino acids. Gene Ontology annotation, molecular function: phosphate transmembrane transporter activity. Gene Ontology annotation, biological process: transmembrane transport. Lineage: Eukaryota; Viridiplantae; Streptophyta; Magnoliopsida; Brassicales; Brassicaceae. Gene Ontology annotation, cellular component: plastid. The transcript has 8 exons.